CGGCAGUAUCACAAUGGAUGACGGAUAAACAGCUGAUCAAGGCCCCUGGUGAAAUACAACAGAUUAAAGCUCCUGGUGAAAUACUUGUCGCUUCUGAUGUGCAUCGGAUCGCGGACAAACAGCCGAUUCAAGAUCCAGAUCGGACCGAGAGUCACAAUGUAACUGCGAAUCAGUGAAGUCAAUAUCAGAUCUAGCUAGCAAAUAUUGAAUUAACCGAUGGACGCUUGGCAGAAGCUCAUGAAAGCACUCCAAAAGAUAGGCAUUAUGGGAUCAAAGGUCAAUGCAUGGGAAAGAACGAACAGUGUAAAUCGAUGUACUACUAAACUAAUCUCAUCUGAUCUUGAUCAUGGCUAAAUUAAUACACACAGGCAUGUGUUGCCUAGCCAGUGAAUUAAUACAUGUCGCUUCUGACGUGCAGCCGAUCUCGGACAAAGAGCCGAUUCAUGAUUCAGAGAAAGGCGAGGUGGUGUGUACCACGGAGAGCGAGACCCUCGGUCACUCUGAAACUUGCGAAGUCGACGGCGACGUCCGCACCAACGGCACUGCCUUGUCGGUGACCCUCGUCCCGGCGAGCUGGAAGGAGCGCCGCGAGUGGAUGAUCUCACCAUACUCGAAAGCGGAGAUCAUCGUCAAGAACGUCACCGUGACGCAGCUGCAGGACCGGGCCACCGCCCCGCCGUGCACGGUGACCCACAGCAUGCCGGCCGUCCUGUUCGCAAUCGCCGGGCACGCGGGCAACUACUGGCAUGACUACACCGACAUUCUGGUGCCACUCUUCGUCGCGUCGCGGCGGUACCGCGGCGAGGUCACGUUCCUGAUCAGCAACAUCCAGUAUAGGCCGGAGUGGCUGGUCAAGUACAAGACCUUGUUGCGGGGGCUGUCCAAGCACGCGUGGGUGGACAUGGAGGGCGACACGGAGGUGCGGUGCUUCCCGCACGUCACGGUGGGGCUCCGCGUCGACAAGGAGCUGACGAUCGUCCCCGAGGUGGUGCCGGGGGGCCCCCUCUCCAUGGCGGACUUCACCCGAUUCCUGCGCGAGACCUACGGUCUCCCACGCGGCGCGGCGGUCAGCCUGACCCGUGAGCCGGACAAGAAGCCGCGGCUGCUGCUGAUCCACCGGGGGCACUACCGCCUGUUCCUGAACGAGCCGGAGAUAGCGCAAGCGGCGGAGGCGGCGGGGUUCGAGACGGUGAUGAUGGAGCUGCGGGCCAACGCGUCCGAGGCGGAGCAGGCGCGGGUGGUGAACUCGUUCGACGUGCUGCUGGGCAUGCACGGAGCCGGGCUGACGAACGCGUUGCACCUGCCGCCGGGCGGCGUGGUGAUCCAGGUGGUGCCGUACGGGAACAUAGAGGUCCUGGCGAGGGCGGAGUUCAGCGAGCCCGUGACGGACAUGGGGCUCAAGUACCUGGAUUACAGCGUGAGCGUGGAGGAGAGCUCGCUGCUGGAGACGUUGGGGCCGGAGCACCCGGCGAUCAAGGAUCCCGAAUCCAUCCACCGCAGCGGCUGGACCAACAUGUUCGAGUUCUACCUCGCUAAGCAGAACGUCCGCAUCAACACCACCCGCUUCGCGCCAACCCUGGCGCAAGCGUUCGACCACCUACGCCAACAGUAAGGGGGCAGAGAGAAGAAUGUUCUUCCUUUGUGUUAGAAAAUACGCGAAUAUAUCAUUGUAGAAAGAAAAUGAAAGAGACGAUAUUUGUUAAUGAGGUUCACCAUCACUA
This is a messenger RNA of Triticum urartu, 1721 nucleotides long. Its product is annotated as alpha-1,3-arabinosyltransferase XAT3. Gene Ontology annotation, molecular function: glycosyltransferase activity. The record is from RefSeq and is a predicted model, not a curated record. NCBI's taxonomy places the organism in Eukaryota, Viridiplantae, Streptophyta, Magnoliopsida, Poales, Poaceae.